UAGACGACUCACUAACUGACUGACUGACUUUCUACAGACACACAACUGCUUCAAAUCCUAUUCCUCCAAAGGGGACAAAAGACAGAACGGUCACGUCCUAUAUAUUCUAACCAAGUUCUCCGGGCAGAAUGUCCCUGCAGCUGGUGACGGCGGUGAACUGCGCGAGCUUGCUGCAGCCCGGCUGCUCCCUCCUGCAGCUGGACGGCUCCGUCUUCCUGUUCGGGCAGAAGGGCUGGCCCAAGCGGUCCUGCCCGACGGGCGUGUUCAGCGUGCGGCUGAAGAAGGGCCAGCUGAAGCUGAGGGCCAUCUCCUUCUCCAACGACUCCUGCUACCUCCCGCCGCUGCGCGCCCCGGCCGUCACGCGCGUGGAGGCCCAGGCCGGCGGCGAGCCCGAGUGCUACCUGAUCCACGGCGGCCGCACGCCGAACAACGAGCUGUCCUCCAGCCUCUACCUGCUGGGUCUGGACAGCCGCGGGUGCAACCGCAAGGUGACCCUGCGUUGCCGGGAGACGGAGCUCUCGGGGGAGGUGCCGGGCGCGCGGUACGGCCACACCGCCAGCAUGGUGAGGAGCCGCGGCAAGACCGCCUGCGUCCUGUUCGGCGGCCGCUCCUACCGCCCGCCCGGCGAGAGGACCACGGAGACCUGGAACAGCGUGGUGGACUGCCUGCCCCUGGUGUACCUCGUCGACCUGGAGUUCGGCUGCUGCACCGCCCACCUGCUGCCCGAGCUCACCGACGGGCAGGCCUUCCACCUGGCCCUGGCCCGGGAGGACUGCGUGUACAUCCUGGGGGGCCACACCCUGGACUCCGACUCCCGGCCCCCGCGGCUGUUCCGCCUCAAGGUGGAGCUCCUCCUGGGCAGCCCCCUGCUCUCCUGCGAGGCCCUGGACUCCGGCCUCUGCCUGACCAGCCCCAUCGCCACGCCCGUCAGCUGCGGGGCGUCCGGAGGCUCCGCCCACCACGAGUACAUCAUCCUGGGCGGGUACCGGUCCGAGUCGGAGAAGCGGCUGGAGUGCAGCCGGGUGGUGCUGGACGACGCCGGCAUCCACAUCGAGCCCCAGGAGCCCCCGCCGUGGACCGGGGAGAUCAGCCACAGCCGCACCUGGUUCGGCGGGAGCCUGGGCCAGGGACAGGCGCUCAUCGGCGUCCCCGCUCCCCCGGACGCCCACUGCUUCUACCAGGUGAGCUUCCGGCCGGAGGGGGAGGCGGACGGCGAGGACCCCGCCGCGCAGGGCUGCAGCCAGGAGUCGACGGACUUCGAGGACUCGGCGCCUCUGGAGGACUCGGAGGAGCUCUACUUCGGGCGGGAGCCGCACGAACUGGAGGACAGCAGCGAGGGCGAGGGCGACACCUACAACGAGGAGGACGAGGAGGACGAAUCCCAGGCGGGCUACUGGGCCAAGUGCUGCCCGGGCUGCCUGGUGGACCCCAACACCUGGGAGCCGUACUACUCCACCGAGCUGCACCGGCCCGCCAUGAUCUUCUGCUCCAAGGGCGAGGACGGCCACUGGGUGCACGCGCAGUGCAUGGACAUGCCCGAGGUGCUCCUCGUCAAGUUCUCCCAGAGCAGCAGCAAGUACUUCUGCCAGGACCACGGCGGCCUGCCCUGGCAGGAGGCGCAGCGGACGCCCGCCAGAGCGGCGCCGCCCCUGAAACGCACGCCCCUGAAGAAGCAGCACCGGAAGGCCCCCGUCAAGCUGAACAUGACGCCGGCCAAGAAGACCUUCCUCCGGAGGCUGUUCGACUGACGCCGGACCUUGGGUUUUGCCGCGCGCUGGAGUGAUAUUCUCAGAGUUGAUACCGCGUUUGGGUUUGUGUGGUGGUUGCGAGGGCGGUGGGGAGGGGCAGGUGCCAAUAAAAUACUCCAUAUUGUAGCAUGUGAAGGAUUGUAUUGUGAUUGCUUAUUACAUUUUUGACUGUUUAAGAAUUGUUUUAGAAUGCCAAAGUUUCAUUUACAUUUUGUUUUUUUGUCUGGGCUGGGCGACCUCAGUUCUCUCAGUUCUGCACCAGUUUAUUGAAAAUGUUUUUAAUUUUAUAUGGAA
Molecule: messenger RNA, 2042 nt
Organism: Conger conger (European conger)
Lineage: Eukaryota; Metazoa; Chordata; Actinopteri; Anguilliformes; Congridae
Gene: rag2
Product: recombination activating gene 2
Exons: 2
Coding region: 129-1748 (539 amino acids)
Biological process (GO): V(D)J recombination
Cellular component (GO): nucleus; DNA recombinase complex
Molecular function (GO): sequence-specific DNA binding; protein binding
Source: RefSeq, a predicted model, not a curated record